GGCACGAAGAAGGAGCAGGGAGGCUCUUCCAGGGGCUGCCCUGCCCCGCACAGCACGGUUGAUGGACCUGGCCGCCCCGGGCAGCGGCGUCAGCUCCCUGCCGCUGCUCCUGGCCCUUGCCCUGGGUCUUGCUCUCCAUUGUGUGGUGGCAGAUGGGAACACAACCAGAGCACCUGAAACCAAUGGCUCUCUCUGUGGGACUCCUGGGGAAAACUGCACAGCUACAACCCCCAAACAGAAAUUGAAAACCCACUUUUCUCGGUGCCCCAAGCAGUAUAGGCAUUACUGCAUCCAUGGGAGAUGCCGCUUCGUGGUGGAUGAGCAAACUCCCUCCUGCAUGUGUGAGAAAGGCUACUUUGGGGCACGGUGUGAGAGAGUGGAUUUGUUUUACCUCCAGCAAGACCGAGGGCAGAUCCUGGUGAUCUGCUUGAUUGCGAUCAUGGUGGUGUUCAUCAUUUUGGUCAUCGGGGUCUGCACCUGCUGUCAUCCUCUUCGGAAACAUCGUAAAAAAAGGAAGGAAGAGAACACGGAAAAGUUGGGUAAAGAUAAAACUCCCAUAAGUGAAGAUAUUCAAGAGACCAAUAUUGCUUAAUGGUUACAAAGUUCCCACAAGCUGGCAGCGAGCUCCAAAACACCUUACUCAUUUGCAGAUGGACAGGACACGUCUCAGGAAAACAGCUAGCAGCAAUGAAUGUUUAAAUAUUGUAUUGACUUUGUUAUGUUUAUUUGUAACUUUGUGUCGCUUGUUAUUGUUUUUAUUAAUAGUUUUAUUAAGGUCUAAUGAUUGAGAAAAAGGACCUGGCUAGGUAACAACAAGAAGAAGGGACAUUUCAAAAUAAACUUUGUUGCCAGGAUUAUUAGUCAAUUAGAAGAGAAGUAGAAAAGAGGGUAGAUUUUAAGAACUGAGUCAAUAAUAAGGCUUGCCAGCUUUAUAUACUUAUCAUACGCUGAGUUUAAAAUAUAUUGUUUCUUUGAUCCCCAUUCCCAUACGUGCAAAAAUUAAAUAAUCUCAUUUAGAUUUAGAGAUUGGGGAACUGAUGGAGUCAGAACUGAGAUGGACCCAGAUUCAAAGCUGAUGCUCUUUUCAUUUUUGUUAAUUUGGGCUUCUGUAACCUAAUUCAAUAAGCAGCCCGAGAUUUCUUUAUGAAUUGUGCUUUGCCACGAUUCUGAGAUGGCAGGGCAAUUCUCCCUCAUUAACACAGGAUAUGGAGUCCUGGCUAGUGCUAGCGUCAUCAUCAUGAUUUCUGCAACGUUGACUUCUAUUGUUGUUGUUGUUAUUUCGCUUCUCCAUAAAGUCUCCGGAUAUGAGUAAUUCUUUGUAU
Molecule: messenger RNA, 1322 nt
Organism: Arvicola amphibius (Eurasian water vole)
Lineage: Eukaryota; Metazoa; Chordata; Mammalia; Rodentia; Cricetidae
Gene: Btc
Product: betacellulin
Exons: 6
Coding region: 62-592 (176 amino acids)
Biological process (GO): epidermal growth factor receptor signaling pathway; positive regulation of cell population proliferation; positive regulation of mitotic nuclear division
Source: RefSeq, a predicted model, not a curated record